ACCGUCAGCUGUUGACAAGGUGGGGGUUCUCUCCGGCGUCGACCUCCGGGCCGCUCUGAAUGCUCUCUCCCCGGCUCUGCGCUGUCGCUGCGGCCGUUCUCGGAGGCGCAUGGUGUUUGUGGACCGUCCCAGUAAGCGAGCAUAUGCUGCCAUGAUGACUCUGUGUCGCCUGGUUCAGAGAGGACUGCUGAGCAGCCGGCCGUCGUGCCGUUUGUUCCUCGGACCGGCGGAUGCGGCUCCCCCGGUCCGGACAGCCAGCUCAUCCAGUCCUGUCAACUUGACCUACGACGUGUUCGAUGGCAAGGGAGAGAGCACUCCUCUGGUGUUUCUGCACGGCCUCUUCGGCAGUAAAUCCAACUUCCACUCAAUAGCCAAGUCCUUGGUGCAACGCACGGGCCGAAAGGUGUUGACUGUAGAUGCCCGUAACCACGGCAACAGCCCCCACACCCCCGAGCUCACCUACGGCGCGAUGGUCGGCGAUUUGAAACACCUCCUCGGCCAGCUGCACAUCGAGAAGUGCGUCCUCAUCGGCCACAGCAUGGGGGGGAAGACCGCCAUGACGACCGCUCUGACGCAGCCGAGUCUAGUGGAGAGGCUGGUGGUGGUGGACAUCAGUCCAGCUCAGACCACCACACGCACCAACUUCCGCUACUACAUCCAGGCUAUGCAGGAGAUGAAGAUCUCCACCGACAUCCCUCGGUCCACUGCCAGGCGGAUGGCCGAGGAUCAGCUGCGGAGUUUGGUGAAGGAGCACUCCGUGCGUCAGUUCCUGCUGACCAACCUGGUGGAGGUGAACGGACAUUACUCCUGGAGGGUCAACCUGGAGGCCAUCGCAGCUCACCUCGAUGAGAUCAUGAGUUUCCCCAGCUUGGACUCCGUCUACGAGGGACCAACGCUGUUUCUGGGUGGAGCCAGCUCGGCUUAUAUCAGCUCCGACGACUACCCAGAGAUCCAGAGGCUCUUCCCCAACGCCGACAUCCAGUACAUCCCGGACGCAAGCCACUGGAUACACGCUGACAAGCCUCUAGACUUCAUCAGCUCCAUCAUCUCCUUCCUUCAGUCUUAGCCGCCUCCAACCCGCACCCGCGGACUUUUUUUCAACGCUCAGCGCCUCUGAGCGUGGAGUGGCGUCAACAGCGAUCCUACUAAGUCACCGACACAGGACCAAUCCCACUCUUUUACAGCAGUUAGUUUUAUUUUUUAACGCAGUAGUGUUAGAUGACUUUAAUUUAUUGUCCCAGUCAGUUAGUGGUCGUAGAUUUUUUUUUUCCAGCUUGUAGAUACGUUUCAGUUGAUUUGUUUUGCAGAUCAGUUUAACAUCAUGGGGCUGUUUUUUGGAGGUAAUGUACUAAUCCAAAGAAAAUCUCGUUUGCACUGUUCUGUCUUUUAUGUUCUUAAAACAGCGGAUCUCAUAAGUGUACACACCCUUGUUGAAAAGCCAUAUAUGAUGAGGGAGGGAUAAAUGAUUUAAAAAAAAAAAAAAAAAAAAAACUUUAAUGUUAUUGGACAUUUCUGGAAAAUAAACAUCUGUUCCAGGGACAAAUUUAAGAAUUCAUAUGAAUUGAAGCACCUUUUGGUUGGAUUCCAGUCUGCUUUAAUAAGAAUCUGUCACCAUCCUGCAUCUUGACACUAUUUGCCCCACUUUGCCUUGCAUGCGUUCCCCAGAUCUCUGAUUGUGUCAACGUCGCUCCUCCUCCACAGAUCUACCUCUUCAAGGGACCCCACAGACUUUGAGUCCAUUCCAAAAUGUUCCUUCUGGCAAAGUCAUUAAUUUAUUAAUUUGGACGUAUGCUUGGACCCAACGCGAUGCUGAAAAAUAAAUCCCAUCUUCAGCUUUCCAGCUGACAUCGUGAAAGGUUUUCAGUCAAAACGCGCUGAUCUUUGGAAGCUGUUCAUAAUUUCAUAAAUCUAAAUAGAGACGACCCCAGAGCAUGAUACCGCCACCGCCAUGUUUCGCAGUGGUUAUGGUGUUUGUGCCAAACUCACCUUUUUUUUUAAUUUUCACUCAAAGCUUGGCUUCUUUAAACCAUAACGAAAUGCUUCCUUCUUGCCGGUCUGUCAGACAUUUGCGUUGCUCCUUCAGUGCCGCUCCCAGCCUCAUGGCAGCUUCCCUUUUAUAAGUUUCUGUUUUGUCUUAUUACUGAAGACGGUCUUCCCUGUGCCAUGCCAUGAGGUUGUCGAUUUUUUUUUUCUCUUUCUACCCUUCUCCUGUACCAUUAUACAGUAAGACAUUGUUAAAACUUGAAUCAUUUUAUCUAAGCAUGCAAAUGUCAGCAAAGAUCCCAGGUAGGACGGCUGAACUGUACUCCAGGUUCACCAGUUGUUCUGUGAUUGAUGGGAAGACUGAAUGCUGAAAUUCAAUCAAAAAGUGAUUCGUCGAUGCGUUAGUUUGAUGGUAAGCGCAUUUGAUUAUUACAUUGAGUAAAUGUUCCAUGAAACGCUUUGAAGUCACGUUUCAACAGGGGUGUGUGCCGGUGUGAGAGCCGCUGUUUUUACGUCAGGAUUGUCGAAAAAUGGCUGUAAGGGAAGUAUAAUCUGUGUUUGCGGAUGUAAGUUACGACGACACUGCUGUAAAACGGAUGCUGUGUAUUUAAGGAGGUUUUAAGACCAAACUGGUCAGCUGCGGUGGGAGGUGGGGGGGGGGGCUCAGUACUGCAAGUUUGAGGUGGGACAUAUUUUGACUGUUUAUAAUAGUGGUUUAUUCAGAAGGUUUGUGUUUCAGGUGAUGCAGGUUGGUUAAUUAGUCAUAUUUAAAAAAAAAAAAAACAAUUCCUCUGAGAGCGCUGGUUAUAUUUUUAUGCUAACAUAUUUCACUACGGGAUUCAGUCUAAAACUUUCCAAUGCAGUAUUAAUACAAACCGUUUCCUGAUUCUCUCAGGUUACAACUAGCAACGCUCGGUCUUACCUUCAUGUUUCCUUUGUGUUCUGGCUUGCGAGCCGCGGUAACGUCGUGUCCCUGUACUUGCUCAGUCCUUUCAGUGUUUUCCCUGUUUACUACCUGUGUAUUCCAGUUAUCUUUAUGAAUAAGGCACAAGGCUUUGUGAGUGUAUCACAAAUAUAUGCUACAGCAACAUAUGUAGGUGCCCAAGUCGUAGUGGUGUUGAUAUCAUUUCUGUCUCCUCGGGUUAGGGGGGGUGAUAAGUUUGGUCCAGUAGUGAAACUGCCACAUUUAAGAAUAAGCAGGGUGUUGUUCAUUUGUUUGUGCGUGCCUCUUUUAUCAAGAGGUCCUUUUUUUUUUUUUUUUUUUUUUUUUUUUUCUGUAAAACUUUAAAAAAGCAACUUUGAUCCUAUAAUGAUGUCUGGUAGACUUUUAGAUUGGCAGCUGGGUUGCCAGGUCUGUACGAAUUAACAUUUAAAGCACUAAAUGUUUACUACAAUCAGUGUUUUGUGUUUGCUUUAAACGAGAAAAAGACAAAAAAAGAAAAAAGUCUUUAAAUGUUCAGAAUCAAAUAAAAUUUGACUCCUUAUUUAAAUUAUUUUUAUAAAGCUCAACUCUUAAGUCCUCCUCCCGCAGGACGGAUUAGCCUUGUGGCACAUUUCAAGAGGCCGUCGGUCGGGGGAGGGGUUGAGUAUCGUGCUGACACUUGAAUGCAGAUUUUAUAGUUAAGGAACGAUAUUUGAAAGGACUGUCUGCUAACGUGGGUUUGUGAAGACUGUAAUCACCUGUUCAGGAUUGUAUUCUCUGACACUAUGAGCAUGCCUUUUCUCUGGUUUUCAGCCGUUCCCUUCCUGUGCUAUGUACAUCUUUGUUUGUUCAACAUGUUCCCAUAGUGGAGGCACUUAUUCUAAAUUAUGGAAAUAUACCAGUUUUAAAUGUUCACUAGGUCCAUAUAGAAGUGGAUGAUAUAUAAAUAUAUUGUUGGAAAUAUUAUACAAUAAAAUGUCUAAAACCUGUAAAAAUGA
Messenger RNA from Fundulus heteroclitus (mummichog), 3903 nucleotides. It is a transcript of the gene abhd11, whose product is annotated as abhydrolase domain containing 11. Gene Ontology annotation, cellular component: mitochondrion. The coding region runs from base 110 to 1066 and encodes 318 amino acids. Lineage: Eukaryota; Metazoa; Chordata; Actinopteri; Cyprinodontiformes; Fundulidae. The transcript has 6 exons. The record is from RefSeq and is a predicted model, not a curated record.